This is a messenger RNA of Coniophora puteana RWD-64-598 SS2, 992 nucleotides long. RefSeq lists its product as uncharacterized. Bases 1 to 774 code for a protein of 257 amino acids. The transcript is spliced from 6 exons. Lineage: Eukaryota; Fungi; Basidiomycota; Agaricomycetes; Boletales; Coniophoraceae. The record is from RefSeq and is a predicted model, not a curated record.
AUGGGUCGUCUCCCCUCGAUAUUCCGCUCCGCACCUUGGCGAAGUACCGUCACUGUUCAGUGCUCUCCAUUAUCCACAUCUCGCUCGUCGUCAUUCACGGCUCUUAUUCCCCGCUAUAACAAGUACAUAGCGGCGAAAGUGGAAGAGUUCAAAGCGGGUGUGGAACAAUGGAAGACCAACAGGCGGCGAGCCAUAGUUAGAUGCGAUAGACAGAGACUGAAACGCCGGAUGAUCAAGCAGUCAAGGGGCCAUGGCGACUGUAAACCGCUUAUACCGAAGACGAGAAAAGUGUCAGCACGAAAGGGUGUCAUUGUGUGUAAAUUCAUCAAGCUUACAGCUACGUACGAGGAGAAAACUAAGGGCAACAAAGUUCGUGCAAGAGCGAAAAAGAAGGAUGGAGCGAAGGGCGAGAAAGAGGUCCGAGAGGAAGCCGAACACUCUCAAACGGAAGUUCAAAGAGAAGAGCCAAAUACCUAUGGUCGCUCAGGGUCAGAGCCGCAAGGAGAAGACGUCGAGCAAAAAGGGCACUUUCUCCCAAGUGCCAGUGGGCAUCAAGUGCCUUAUCUGCAGGCGGUUCGAAGAGCCCAGAAGGAGGCUCCGCGAAUAUGCUUCGAUUUUUUUUAUGUUGCGAACAGAAAGCCUCUGUUGAUGUCGAACCACGUUCCGCCCACCCGAGAUCACCCCAAGCAUCAUGGCUUGCAAGACGACGGGAUCGACGGACAGAGAGGGAGAAAGAACGCGGACAUGAGCGAAGAUGGUCAGAAGGAAGAGUGAUACCUUCCGGGUGGAGGCAGUCCUUCGAGCUCGACCGCGAGGGCUGCAGCUGAGCUUAUGGGUCCCGCAUUCGCCGUUUGGGAGGAGUCGAAUGCUCGACCAGGUGAAGACGAUUAGUGCAACAUUUGUGAUUGGCGAUAGUGAUACAACGCAGAACCAAUAUUGUAUGAGGGGAAUGUUGAGGUCGCUGGUUGUACAUCUUCAGUGGGUUGACCGCG